Messenger RNA from Lineus longissimus, 2971 nucleotides. Its product is annotated as isocitrate dehydrogenase [NADP], mitochondrial-like. Gene Ontology annotation, cellular component: mitochondrion. Gene Ontology annotation, biological process: NADP+ metabolic process; isocitrate metabolic process. Lineage: Eukaryota; Metazoa; Nemertea; Pilidiophora; Heteronemertea; Lineidae. Gene Ontology annotation, molecular function: NAD binding; magnesium ion binding; isocitrate dehydrogenase (NADP+) activity. The record is from RefSeq and is a predicted model, not a curated record. The transcript is spliced from 9 exons. Bases 53 to 1396 code for a protein of 447 amino acids.
UGAAUUCCACAUUUCACCAGCCACCGUUCCUCUCGACCUGUACACAAGCACUAUGGCGGGUACCACGUUAUCUCUCACCAGAUUGUUGGCACGUUCAGGCGCUAGCCUCAACAAGGCUGCUGCUCCAGUCAGCGUCAGUGCCAAACAGAGGAGGCAAUUCUCGACUGACAAACGGAUCGUGGUUGCCAAGCCUGUCGUCGAUCUCGAUGGAGAUGAGAUGACGAGAAUUAUCUGGGAGAAGAUCAAGGAAACGUUGGUCUUCCCCUACCUCAAAGUUGAAGCUCUAUACUACGAUCUGGGUCUUCCCUACCGUGACCAGACCAAUGACCAGGUCACUCUCGACUCAGCAGAGGCCAUCCUGAAGCACAAUGUGGGCAUCAAGUGUGCUACCAUAACGCCUGAUGAGGAGCGCGUCGUAGAGUUCAAACUGAAGAAAAUGUGGCUCAGCCCCAACGGAACUAUCAGGAACAUUCUGGGUGGGACCGUCUUCCGUGAGCCAAUCAUCUGUGACAACAUCCCCCGCCUAGUGCCAGGCUGGACACAGGCUAUCACGAUCGGCCGUCAUGCUCAUGGAGAUCAGUACAAGGCAACAGACUUUGUCGCUGACGGUCCCGGCAAGUUUGAGAUGAUCUACACGCCACAAGGUGGCAAGGAACAGAGGAUGACGGUAUUCGAAUUCAAAGAUGGCGGUGGUGUUGGUAUCGGCAUGUACAACACGGCAGAGUCCAUCAAAGGUUUCGCACACAGCUGCUUCCAGUACGCCAUCAUGAAGAAAAUCCCGCUCUACCUGAGCACGAAGAAUACCAUCUUAAAACGCUACGACGGCCGCUUCAAGGACAUAUUCGAGGAGAUCUUCCCACAGUACAAAGCGGAUUUCGACAAGGCAGGAAUCUGGUACGAGCAUCGCUUGAUCGAUGACAUGGUCGCACAAGCCCUGAAGUCGUCUGGCGGGUUCGUGUGGGCGUGUAAGAACUAUGACGGUGACGUGCAGUCUGAUGUGGUUGCCCAGGGUUACGGUUCGUUGGGUUUGAUGACGUCCGUGCUUGUGUGUCCCGACGGUAAGACGAUUGAGGCGGAGGCAGCUCAUGGGACGGUGACGAGACAUUACCGGGAACACCAGAAGGGCAACCCAACAAGUACAAACCCAAUAGCCAGUAUCUUUGCCUGGACAAAGGGUCUUGAGCAUAGGGCAAGGUUAGACGACAACGCUGACUUGGCACGUUGGUGCCAACUGAUGGAGAAAGCUUGCGUUGAUUGCGUGAAUGCUGGUCACAUGACCAAGGAUUUGGCCGGCUGCAUCCAUGGAAUUAAGAAUGUGAAGCCCGAGCAUUACCUAAACACGAUGGAUUUCCUUGACGCCAUCAAGGUACAAUACGACAAGCUCGCCAGCAAUUAAUGCCAACAUUUCAUAGGAGAAUUGAUCGGAAUAUGCAAACAACUACAGUUUAUAAGAAGCUUCCAGAAAAUUGUGUGUUUGGACAGGAUAGGAAUAACUACAAGGGGCUCGCUUCCUCGAACGGCUGGACUUUUGAUAUUUGUGGUGUAAGUUGACUGGUAUCAGCUGUGUAUUUUGUACAUAAGCUGUACAUUAAAUGUCAGGUAGUUUCUGUGAAACUUGGGCAACGUUGACUGAACUGUAAUCUAAAACUUUUUUUGGACAACAAUUUGGUUGAAAUAAAUGUCAUAUCUUUUAAUAUAUGCAAGGCAGCUAUUCGGGAUGCCAAAUUGUAAUGCUUGAGUAAGACGGUGUAUGAAAUGAAUUUUUCGAUGAAAUGCAUACUGAUAUCAAUGUUGUCAAAUACUUGAAUCAAAAUGUGCACCAGUUUCAAUCCAUGUCCUGAAGCCUGCUAUAUUCUACAUACAACCUGAAUCUCAUAUCAACUACUUGUGUUCUACUCAGGCAAAAAUUUCUCUGAAAAGUUUAUUCAGAAAAUCGAUGAAAUUUCAGAGGUUCUCUGUGGAUUUUGAAUGGUUCAUGCAGGAUUUUAAUAUUAUUUAAUCUCUGGAAUUAAUAUUCAGAGAAUUUUUGCCUGUGUCCUUGGGGCAGAUAAUCCAGCUGUGAUCCACUUCCUUGUUUUGGUAGGUCAAAUUUCCUUUAAUGAUAAAAAUGAUUCUUCACGAUGAUCUAAUCAAAUGCACUGGACUGACAAUCUUUAAAUCUCGGCCCACCUCAAAUUUUGUCAAUUCAGAAAUAUUUGUGCUGUUCGAUUUAUCAAAAAUUCAAAUGAAUGUCAGAAUGGUUCAUAUUUUUUGUCGGACCGUAUUGCAAAAGUCUAGAAAAUUGGGUUUCAGUUUGUUUGUUUGAUUUCUUAUGAGACCAUGUUUUUGGGAUCACAUGAGAACGUUACGAAAGAUGCAAAUUGAUAAUAUUUUGAAGUUUCUGAUGUUGUAGUUGUUGGAGCAAUAUUCCAGAUGCCUCACUCAUCAUCCUAGUAUUUAUUUAUUCACAACCUUUUGUUUUCAUUCUCACUGCGUCAUUUGUGCCUUUUUUGUGCUAACUUCAGAAAUUUCUGUCGACCGUCAAAUUUUCCCACCCUCGCUUGCGAGGGCAAGUGUUGGCAACCCCCACAUGUGUCCUGAUCAUGUUUGAAUAUAUCAACUUUGACUUCCUCUAUUCCAAAUUAUUGUGCUCUAAAUUGAAAAUAUUGCGUCCAAGGUACAUAAGACCUUCUUUCAUUAACUGAGUGUGCCUAAUUAAAUGAGCCAGCUAAUUUUCAUAUCAGCUUUUAAAUUUGAAGAAAUAACUAACGUGUUUAGUUGAGUGGACGCUGUGGUUACUUCACUGUCAUAACUACAUUUAAAGUUCUAUCCAAGAGUGUGCCGACUUGAAAAUAUAGCUACGAAUCUAAAAUCGCAUUUUCGUUAGAAUUGUGUGAAAGUAGUACAGGUUUUCUAGACCUUUUUGUGAUCAUGUUUGAAUAGAAAGGAGCCUAGCUCACCUCGUAUUGACCUAAUAAAUGAGUGGAACUAA